CAUAUUAGGCAGGGACUGCCGUUUUCUCUCUGAGACAAACAUCAUGCCAGUAAACUGGUGCAUGGUGGGGUGGCAGAGGGAGAGGGCCCAGGUAGGGGCGGACACUCUUGCCUGCACAGUUGAUGUGGAGCCAGAAAGCUGACUCUGGCUGCAGAAAAAAAGGUCAGGGUUGCAUUUCCCUUCCUUGCUUCUUGAUGGAUGAUCAAUUUUUUUGAAAUAUGGACGUCCCAAGGCCAAUGAGACUGGUGCCAUUCCAGAAAAGGGCCACUCUGUGGGCCGGACAAUUGGAAGCGACCUGAAGGUGGGGUCAAGGGAGGCCCCAAAACAAUCUGCACAGCAGGAGGGAUGGCCAGGGCUCUUGAGCUAUAAGUAGCACCUCAGGGCCCUGACGGGCGUCUCGCCAUGCUGUUCCUGGGCCUGCUGCUGCUGCUGCUGCCGCCCCUGCUGGCUGGCGCUCGCCUGCUGUGGAACUGGUGGAAGCUCCGGAGCCUCCACCUCCCGCCUCUUGCCCCAGGCUUCUUGCACCUGCUGCAGCCCGACCUCCCCAUCUAUCUGCUUGGCCUGACUCAGAAAUUCGGGCCCAUCUAUAGGCUCCACCUUGGGCUGCAAGAUGUGGUGGUGCUGAACUCCAAGAGAACCAUUGAGGAAGCCAUGGUCAAAAAGUGGGCAGACUUUGCUGGCAGACCUGAGCCACUUACCUACAAGCUGGUGUCUAAGAACUACCCGGACCUGUCCUUGGGAGACUACUCCCUGCUCUGGAAAGCCCACAAGAAGCUCACCCGCUCAGCCCUGCUGCUGGGCAUCCGUGACUCCAUGGAGCCAGUGGUGGAGCAGCUGACCCAGGAGUUCUGCGAGCGCAUGAGAGCCCAGGCCGGCACCCCUGUGGCCAUUGAGGAGGAAUUCUCUCUCCUCACCUGCAGCAUCAUCUGUUACCUCACCUUCGGAGACAAGAUCAAGGAGGACAACCUGAUGCCUGCCUAUUACAAAUGUAUCCAGGAGGUGUUAAAAACCUGGAGCCACUGGUCCAUCCAAAUUGUGGACGUGAUUCCCUUUCUCAGGUUCUUCCCCAAUCCAGGUCUCCGGAGGCUGAAGCAGGCCAUAGAGAAGAGGGACCACAUCGUGGAGAAGCAGCUGAGGCAGCACAAGGAGAGCCUGGUGGCAGGCCAGUGGAGGGACAUGAUGGACUACAUGCUCCAAGGGGUGGCGCAGCCGGGCGUGGAAGAGGGCUCUGGACAGCUCCUGGAAGGGCACGUGCACAUGGCUGCAGUGGACCUCCUCAUUGGUGGCACUGAGACCACGGCAAACACCCUCUCCUGGGCCGUGGUUUUUUUGCUUCACCACCCCGAGAUUCAGCAGCGACUGCAGGAGGAGCUAGACCACGAACUGGGCCUUGGUGCCUCCAGCUCCUGGGUCCCCUACAAGGACCGUGCACGGCUGCCCUUGCUCAAUGCCACCAUCGCCGAGGUGCUGCGCCUGCGGCCCGUUGUGCCCUUAGCCUUGCCCCACCGCACUACACGGCCCAGCAGCAUCUCCGGCUAUGACAUCCCUGAGGGCACAGUCAUCAUCCCAAACCUCCAAGGCGCCCACCUGGAUGAGACGGUCUGGGAGAGGCCACAUGAGUUCUGGCCUGAUCGCUUCCUGGAGCCAGGCAAGAACUCCAGAGCUCUGGCCUUCGGCUGCGGGGCGCGUGUGUGCCUGGGUGAGCCGCUGGCACGCCUGGAGCUCUUCGUGGUGCUGACCCGACUGCUGCAGGCCUUCACGCUGCUGCCCCCCGGGGACACCCUGCCCUCCCUGCAGCCCCUGCCCCACUGCAGUGUCAUCCUCAAGAUGCAGCCUUUCCAAGUGCGGCUGCAGCCCCGGGAGAUGGGGGCCCACAGCCCGGGCCAGAGCCAGUGAUGGGGCAGGACCGAUGC
This is a messenger RNA of Symphalangus syndactylus (siamang), 1913 nucleotides long. It is a transcript of the gene CYP21A2, whose product is annotated as cytochrome P450 family 21 subfamily A member 2. Gene Ontology annotation, molecular function: steroid 17-alpha-monooxygenase activity; iron ion binding; heme binding. Gene Ontology annotation, biological process: hormone biosynthetic process; progesterone metabolic process. The record is from RefSeq and is a predicted model, not a curated record. Lineage: Eukaryota; Metazoa; Chordata; Mammalia; Primates; Hylobatidae.